AUGUUGGCUAGGGUUUGGAGAUGGAGAUCAGAAUCUUCUGCUGCUAGAUUGAUGAGCACUAGAUCGAUUCAUCAACCUCGCGUCGCCAAGAAAGAUGGCGAAGCAACUUUUGGAGGAGAGAGUUUGAAAUUGAGAAGUGGGUCUCAUUUUAUCGAAACCUUAGAUGAUGCGAUUGUUUUGUUCGAUGACAUGGUUCGAUCUCGUCCCUUCCCUUCUGCAAUUGAUUUCAACAAAGUAAUGGGUGUCCUCAUGAAGAUGAAUCGACCCAAUAUUGUGAUUUCUCUCUAUCGGAAGAUGGAAAUGCGGCGGAUUCCGUUUAAUAUCUACAGCUUCAGUAUCCUGAUGAAAUGUUUCUGCAGCUGCUCUAAGCUUUCUCUUGCUUUGUCUACAUUUGGGAAGCUCACCAAGCUUGGUUUCCAGCCUGAUGUCGUUACGUUUAGCACACUGCUCCACGGGUUAUGUCUCGAAGAUAGAAUCUGUGAAGCCUUAGCGUUAUUUGAUCAAAUGCUUGAAACGGGAUACGCACUCAAUGUCAUAACGUUUACCACACUGAUAAAUGGUCUUUGCCGCGAUGGUCGAAUGCUGGAAGUAGUAGCUCUGGCUGAUCGGAUGGUGGUAGAACAUGGUCAUCAACCUGACGUUGUGGCUUACGGAACAAUUUUGAACGGAUUGUGUAAGAUAGGCGACACUUUCUCAGCUUUGAAUCUGCUUAGGAAGAUGCAGAAAAGCCACAUCGAAGGUAAUGUUGUAAUCUACAAUGCCAUCAUUGAUCGUCUUUGCAAAGAUGGACGUCUUGUUGAUGCUCAAGUUCUUUUCAAUGAAAUGCGUGAGAAAGGAAUUUAUCCCAGUGUAGUUACCUACAGCUGUAUGAUAGACGCUUUUUGCAACUGUGGUAAAUGGAUUGAUGCUGAACGAUUGUUGCGUGAAAUGAUUGAAAGGAAAAUUGACCCUGAUGUUGUAACUUUCAAUUCAUUGAUCAAUGCAUUUGUCAAAGAAGUAAAGUUCUCUGAGGCUGAUGAAUUAUACGAGGAGAUGCUCCGCAGAGGUAUAGUCCCUGAUACUGUCACCUAUAACUCAAUGAUCGAUGGAUUUUGCAAGCAGGACCGCCUAAAUGAGGCAAAACAGAUGUUUAAUUCAAUGGCUAGCAAGGGCUGCUCUCCAAACACAGUGACAUUUAAUACUCUUAUUCACGGGUUCUUUCAAGUGUGUGAUCUUAAUGGCGCUCAAGACCUUUUCCAAGAGAUGAUUUUCCAUGGUGUGUGCUGUGAUAUCGUAACUCUUAACACUAUGCUAGACGGUCUCUGCAAUAAUGGGAAACUAGAAAAGGCACUGGAAAUGUUCAAGGGUAUACAGAAGAGUAAGAUGGAUCUUGAUGCUAGUCACGCCUUCACUGGUGUGGAACCUGAUGUUCAAACUUACAAUAUACUGAUCAACACAUUUUUCAAAGAAGGUAAUAUCUUCGAGGCUGAAGAAUUAUACGAGGAGAUGCUCUGCAGAGGUAUAGUCCCCGAUAAUUUCAGCUAUUCUUCAAUGAUCGAUGGAUUCUGCAAGCAGAACCGCUUAGAUAAGGCGAAACAGAUGUUUGAUUCGAUGGCUAGCAAGGGGUGCUCUCCUGACACAGUGACUUGUACUACACUCAUUAAUGGCUAUUGUAAGGCAAGAAGAGUUGAUGACGGGAUGGAACUUUUCCACGAGAUGCGUCAGAGAGGAUUAGUUGCUAAUUCAGUUACUUACAACACUCUUAUUCAUGGGUUAUGCCAAGUGGGCGAUCUUAAUGCCGCUCAAGACCUUUUCCACAAUAUGAAUCCUCAUGGUGUGUGUCUUAAUAUCUUAACUUAUAACAUUUUGCUGGUCGGUUUCUGCGACAAUGGGAAACUGGGAAAGGCAUUGGAAAUGUUUGAAGUUAUGCAGAAGAGUAAGAUUGAUGUUGAUACUACUACUUAUAACAUCAUCAUCCAUGGAAUGUGCAAGGGUAGUAAGGUUGACGAGGCAUGGGACUUAUUUUGUAGUCUCCCCAUCGAUGGUGUGGAGCCUGAUGUUCAAACUUACAAUAUAAUGAUACAUGGAUUUUGUGGAAAAGGUGCAAUUUCUGAAGCAAAUGCGCUAUUCCAGAAAAUGAAGGACAAGGAAUGUGUACCAAAUGGCUGUACGUACAAUACACUAAUCAGAGGAAGUCUUAGAGCUACGGAUAUUGAGGCAUCAGCUCAACUUAUCAAGGAUAUGCGAAGCAAGGAGUUCUGUGCAGAUGCAUCCACCAAGAAAAUGGUAGAAAAUAUGAUAUCUGAUGGUAGAUUGGACAGGAGCUUUGUGGAUAAGCUGUUUUAG
Molecule: messenger RNA, 2325 nt
Organism: Eutrema salsugineum
Lineage: Eukaryota; Viridiplantae; Streptophyta; Magnoliopsida; Brassicales; Brassicaceae
Product: pentatricopeptide repeat-containing protein At1g64100
Exons: 2
Coding region: 1-2325 (774 amino acids)
Molecular function (GO): protein binding
Source: RefSeq, a predicted model, not a curated record